AGAACAAUGGAACGGCAAGUACUGCUGCGCGUCUUCCUCUGUAUCGCUUCAGCUGCGGGCCAGAUCAGUUAUUUGAUUCCAGAAGAAAUGGCAAAAGGAUCCGUGGUGGGGAACAUAGCGAGGGAUUUGGGUUUAGACGUGAAACGAUUAAAAUCGGGUAAAGCCCGCAUCUUCACGAGCGACAGCGCAGAGUACAUGGAGCUGAGCAGAGAGAGAGGAGUCCUCCUGGUGAAGGAAAGGAUAGACAGAGAGGCGCUCUGCAGGCAGACGACACCGUGCGCCUUACAUCUGCAGAUCAUUCUGGAAAACCCAAUGGAGCUUUUCAGAAUAACAAUCGAGAUUACAGACAUCAACGACAACAGCCCCGCUUUUAAAAACGACGAGAGGCGUUUCGAAAUCAGCGAAUCUGCGACAGUCGGCUCUAAAUUUGUGCUGGAGAGAGCAGUGGAUUUAGACAUCGGCACGAACGGGGUGAAAAAUUACAGCUUAAAACCGACAGAUCAUUUUGUGCUGAGAGUAGAAAGUCAGGCGGACGGGAGUAAAAAGGUGGAGAUGGUGUUACACAAGCAGCUGGACCGGGAGAAAGAUGAGCACAUAUCAUUGUUGUUGAAAGCUGUAGAUGGGGGAGAACCUCAGAGGUCUGGCACAGUGAACAUUUACGUGACUGUAUUGGAUGUAAAUGAUAACGCUCCUGUUUUUACCCAGUCAGUUUACAAGGCGGUCAUAGAGGAGCAUUCACAGAAAGGCACCAUAUUAACAAAAGUGGGUGCAACUGAUGCAGAUAAAGGAACAAAUGGAGACAUUUCUUAUGCAGUGUCUCCUACAAAUGAUGGCGUGUCUGAUAUAUUCACAAUACAUAAAAAUGGUGAGGUUAUCUUAGUUAGUGAUGUUGAUUUUGAAAAAGCUAAGUCUUAUCAAAUAGACAUUGAGGCUAAAGAUAGUGGUGGUCUUUCUGACUCCAGUAAGAUUAUUGUUGACGUUAUUGACAUUAAUGAUAACAAGCCUGUAAUCAGUAUAUUGUCAAAAUCUGAUACUAUCCCAGAAGACUCCCCAUAUAACACAGUUAUAGUUAUGUUCAGUGUCAGUGAUCCAGAUUCAAAACAAAACGGAAACGUAAAAUGUUUCAUAAAUGACAAUAUUCCAUUUACUUUAACAUCAUCAUCUAAUAAUUUUUACAGUUUAGUGACAGACAGUGAGUUAGAUCGAGAGAGAGCCUCUGAGUAUAACAUCACAGUGAGCUGCUCUGAUGAAGGAGUGCCCUCCCUCUCCAGCAGCGUCACUCUCACCUUACAGAUCUCUGAUGUGAAUGACAACGCACCUGUCUUUGACAGGAGCUCAUAUGAGGCCUACAUUGUAGAAAACAACACACCAGGUCUCUCUAUAUUC
Molecule: messenger RNA, 1386 nt
Organism: Nematolebias whitei (Rio pearlfish)
Lineage: Eukaryota; Metazoa; Chordata; Actinopteri; Cyprinodontiformes; Rivulidae
Product: protocadherin beta-1
Exons: 2
Biological process (GO): homophilic cell-cell adhesion
Cellular component (GO): plasma membrane
Molecular function (GO): calcium ion binding
Source: RefSeq, a predicted model, not a curated record